This is a messenger RNA of Halichondria panicea, 728 nucleotides long. RefSeq lists its product as uncharacterized. The record is from RefSeq and is a predicted model, not a curated record. The transcript has 4 exons. Gene Ontology annotation, molecular function: antioxidant activity; oxidoreductase activity. Lineage: Eukaryota; Metazoa; Porifera; Demospongiae; Suberitida; Halichondriidae. The annotation marks the transcript as partial.
UACUGUAAGGCUUACCUCAAGGAGUUCAAUGAUCUCCUUGGUGAGCUUAAGGGUAAGAAUGUGGGUAUCUUUGGCAUCACUGCUCAGAGUCAGGCUGACGCAGAUAAGGCAGUGAGGGACUGGGGACUUCAAUUUCAAGCAUGGUCUGAUCCUCAACACAAGUUGCGCAACUAUCUCAACGAUGAGGGUCUGAUUGAUAUCAAGAUAUCAGGAGGCGAAAAUUCCACCGACUCCGGCUUCUACAAGGUCCAUCCCAAGAUCAAAGAAUACAAGUGGGGCGUUGCUCAGCCAGGUGUGCUCUGUGUGAAUUCUGACAGGAAGCCUCUCUACGCUUGGGCCAUCAAUCCUUCUUUCAUGAACGUUGGUGGUGCCUCGGAUCGUCCUGUUCCCCCGGACAUCUGGACCAUCGUCCAAGCAAAGAUGAUCGACCCUGAUAGCCAGGAUGUGCCAAGACGUUUACGCACCAGAGGAGUUUGCUCCCUCUGUAACAUUCUUUAACAACUGCACAUGCUGUAUAAAUCUUUACUAAGUUUUAAUUUUGGACUUUGUUCUUUUGUGUAGUCAGGUAGUGUUAUGACGGAAGAUGUGCUAAACCAGUAUUACUGAGGUACACUUCCCGAGGCCAGUGCUAUGCGCUGUGUUCACACCUAACUGCUGAAUUGUCAUUGUUCUCUUGAAUUUUAUUUUGUUCAAAUGCUGAAUUUUUAUACAAAUUGACAAACACUGUA